Molecule: messenger RNA, 2257 nt
Organism: Hevea brasiliensis (rubber tree)
Lineage: Eukaryota; Viridiplantae; Streptophyta; Magnoliopsida; Malpighiales; Euphorbiaceae
Product: luminal-binding protein 5
Exons: 8
Coding region: 82-2088 (668 amino acids)
Biological process (GO): cellular response to unfolded protein; protein refolding; endoplasmic reticulum unfolded protein response
Cellular component (GO): membrane; cytoplasm; endoplasmic reticulum chaperone complex
Molecular function (GO): ATP-dependent protein folding chaperone; misfolded protein binding; ATP hydrolysis activity
Source: RefSeq, a predicted model, not a curated record
CAACUCACAAAGCUCAAAUCAAAAUCAUUUCCUGGCCAUAGAAGAAGAAGAAGAAGAAGAAGAAAGUGAAGGAUUUACGCGAUGGCCUUUGCUUUCAGACGGCGAGCUUCUCUAAUCGUUCUAGCUAUCGUUUUCUUCGGGAGUUUAUUUGCAUUUUCCAUUGCGAAAGAGGAAGCAACCAAGCUAGGAACCGUAAUUGGCAUAGACCUUGGUACAACAUACUCUUGUGUGGGCGUUUACAGAAAUGGUCAUGUUGAAAUCAUAGCCAAUGACCAGGGUAAUCGAAUUACCCCGUCAUGGGUUGCAUUCACUGAUACUGAGAGAUUGAUCGGUGAGGCUGCCAAGAAUCAGGCAGCUGUCAAUGCCGAAAGGACUAUCUUUGAUGUAAAGAGACUUAUCGGAAGAAAGUUUGAGGACAAGGAGGUUCAGAAGGAUAUGAAGCUUGUUCCAUACAAGAUUGUGAACAAGGACGGAAAGCCUUAUGUACAAGUCAAGAUUAGGGAUGGGGAGACUAAGGUUUUCAGUCCUGAGGAGAUAAGUGCCAUGAUUCUCACUAAGAUGAAGGAGACAGCUGAAGCAUUCCUUGGAAAGAAAAUCAAGGAUGCCGUUGUAACUGUACCAGCUUAUUUCAAUGAUGCCCAGAGGCAGGCAACCAAGGAUGCCGGUGUCAUUGCUGGUUUGAAUGUUGCAAGAAUCAUUAAUGAACCAACUGCAGCAGCCAUUGCCUAUGGUUUAGAUAAAAAGGAUGGUGAAAAGAACAUUCUCGUCUUCGACCUUGGUGGUGGGACAUUUGAUGUCAGUAUUUUGACAAUUGAUAAUGGUGUUUUUGAAGUUCUUGCCACAAAUGGAGAUACUCAUUUGGGAGGUGAGGAUUUUGAUCAGAGAGUCAUGGAGUACUUCAUCAAGUUGAUCAAGAAGAAGCAUGGAAAGGACAUUAGCAAGGACAAUAGAGCUCUUGGAAAGCUUAGAAGAGAAAGUGAACGUGCCAAGAGAGCUUUGAGUAGCCAACAUCAAGUUCGUGUCGAGAUUGAAUCUCUCUUUGACGGUGUGGAUUUCUCUGAACCGCUUACCAGAGCUAGGUUUGAAGAGUUGAAUAACGACUUAUUCAGAAAGACCAUGGGACCAGUUAAGAAGGCAAUGGAGGAUGCUGGAUUGCAGAAGCACCAGAUUGAUGAAAUUGUUCUUGUUGGUGGCAGCACCAGAAUUCCAAAGGUUCAGCAGCUCCUGAAGGAUUACUUUGAUGGGAAGGAGCCCAACAAGGGUGUGAACCCUGACGAGGCUGUUGCUUAUGGUGCUGCUGUUCAAGGAGGGAUUCUAAGCGGAGAGGGUGGUGACGAAACCAAAGAUAUACUUCUCCUGGACGUUGCUCCACUCACUCUUGGCAUUGAAACUGUUGGUGGAGUGAUGACCAAGUUGAUUCCUAGAAACACUGUUAUUCCAACUAAGAAGUCUCAAGUUUUCACCACCUACCAAGAUCAACAAACAACUGUCACUAUUCAGGUCUUCGAGGGUGAAAGGAGUCUCACAAAGGACUGCAGGCUGCUUGGGAAAUUUGAUUUAACCGGAAUUGCCCCAGCUCCAAGAGGAACUCCACAGAUUGAGGUGACGUUCGAGGUUGAUGCCAAUGGUAUCCUAAAUGUUAAGGCUGAGGACAAGGCCUCAGGGAAAUCUGAGAAAAUCACCAUUACAAAUGACAAGGGUAGGCUGAGUCAGGAGGAGAUUGACAGGAUGGUCCGGGAGGCUGAGGAGUUUGCAGAGGAAGACAAGAAAGUCAAGGAGAAAAUUGAUGCCCGUAACAGCUUAGAGACAUAUGUUUACAACAUGAAGAACCAGAUCAACGAUAAGGACAAGUUGGCUGACAAAUUAGAAUCUGAUGAGAAGGAAAAGAUUGAGACAGCAGUUAAUGAAGCCCUUGAGUGGCUAGACGACAAUCAGAAGGCUGAGAAGGAGGACUAUGAGGAGAAGCUGAAGGAGGUAGAGGCUGUAUGCAACCCAAUCAUAACUGCUGUUUAUCAGAGGUCUGGUGGAGCCCCAGGAGGCCCUUCAGGUGGAGAAGAUGAUGAUGAUGAUUCACAUGAUGAGCUUUAAAUUGUUUAGCUUAAUUUCUUGACCAUAGCAUAGGAAGAAAAACGUGGAAACACCAUUAAGGGGAGUGAUUUUCCUUUCGUUCAGUUUUGAAAUUGAAUUAUUGGAGAUGUAUAGUAUGCCAUGUUACAACUGAAAGGAAAUUUAUAUUCUUUCUUCUCAUUUUGGAACA